Molecule: messenger RNA, 957 nt
Organism: Eurytemora carolleeae
Lineage: Eukaryota; Metazoa; Arthropoda; Copepoda; Calanoida; Temoridae
Product: keratin-associated protein 10-8-like
Exons: 3
Coding region: 1-957 (318 amino acids)
Source: RefSeq, a predicted model, not a curated record
AUGAGAGACAGGGUGUCCCACAUCAAAUGGAUUGUUUAUAGANCUCCAAGAGAUUGUACUCCAAGAGAUUGUACUCCAAGAGAUUGUACUCCAAGAGAUUGUACUCCAAGAGAUUGUACUCCAAGAGAUUGUACUCCAAGAGAUUGUACUCCAAGAGAUUGUACUCCAAGAGAUUGUACUCCAAGAGAUUGUACUCCAAGAGAUUGUACUCCAAGAGAUUGUACUCCAAGAGAUUGUACUCCAAGAGAUUGUACUCCAAGAGAUUGUACUCCAAGAGAUUGUACUCCAAGAGAUUGUACUCCAAGAGAUUGUACUCCAAGAGAUUGUACUCCAAGAGAUUGUACUCCAAGAGAUUGUACUCCAAGAGAUUGUACUCCAAGAGAUUGUACUCCAAGAGAUUGUACUCCAAGAGAUUGUACUCCAAGAGAUUGUACUCCAAGAGAUUGUACUCCAAGAGAUUGUACUCCAAGAGAUUGUACUCCAAGAGAUUGUACUCCAAGAGAUUGUACUCCAAGAGAUUGUACUCCAAGAGAUUGUACUCCAAGAGAUUGUACUCCAAGAGAUUGUACUCCAAGAGAUUGUACUCCAAGAGAUUGUACUCCAAGAGAUUGUACUCCAAGAGAUUGUACUCCAAGAGAUUGUACUCCAAGAGAUUGUACUCCAAGAGAUUGUACUCCAAGAGAUUGUACUCCAAGAGAUUGUACUCCAAGAGAUUGUACUCCAAGAGAUUGUACUCCAAGAGAUUGUACUCCAAGAGAUUGUACUCCAAGAGAUUGUACUCCAAGAGAUUGUACUCCAAGAGAUUGUAUUCCAAGAGAUUGUACUCCAAGAGAUUUUGCUCCAAGAGAUUUUACUUCAAAAGAUUGUACUCCAAAAGAUUGUUUUAUAAGAGAUUGUGCUCCAAGAGAUUUUACUCCAACAGAUUGUACUCCAAGAGAUAUUGUACUCCAAAGUUAA